Messenger RNA from Leptomonas pyrrhocoris, 3227 nucleotides. RefSeq names its product putative protein kinase putativedual-specificity protein kinase. Gene Ontology annotation, biological process: peptidyl-serine phosphorylation; peptidyl-threonine phosphorylation. Gene Ontology annotation, molecular function: protein serine/threonine/tyrosine kinase activity; ATP binding; protein serine/threonine kinase activity. Bases 345 to 3227 code for a protein of 960 amino acids. The transcript has a single exon. The record is from RefSeq and is a predicted model, not a curated record. Lineage: Eukaryota; Euglenozoa; Kinetoplastea; Trypanosomatida; Trypanosomatidae.
GCGCAAAACGCUGCUUCUGCUCUCAAAGUCUUUACAUGAGAUUUAUGGCCGCCAGAAAAGGAUAUUGUAAAGAAUAGGUCCCUGUAGAUCCACGUUUGCGACACCAGUGCAACUCGACGGAAGCUUGCGUUCCAGUCAAGAACAGGAAGGCUUUAGCCGAGAGCUCAAGCUAGCUGUUGCCUUUUUCCCCCCUCAUUUCUCGUUUUCUCACUGACUUCAUUCAUUUUCUCUCAUUCUUUUGUCUUCUUUUUGAGCAGCAGCGCCGUGCUCUAUUCAGUUUGGGUGUUUCAUAGAGUGGGGAGAUGAGACACGAGGACAAAGAUGAUGCACCCCAUUCUGCAGCUAUGUCCGUCUCAGAAGGGAUGCGAAAAUAUGGAAGCUGUCUCUCACCGUAUGAAAGGCAUGAAAUAUCAAGCUAUCCCGUUAUUUACUAUUGCGGACAAGGCUGCACUGACAAGAUAAACGCUCCGACGACGGGUCCCAACGACGGCUAUGAUACUAGCGACGGCGAGUAUAUCUUUCACGCCAAGGAUCACAUAGCAUACCGCUAUGAAAUAUUAGAAGAGCUUGGCAGCGGCGCAUUUGGCCAGGUCUUGAAGGCUAUUGAUCACGCUGACGAGCAGAUAGUUGCGGUGAAGCUAAUUCGCAACGAGAGGAAAAUACUACAGCAAUCAGCGCAGGAAAUCAAAAUCCUCGAGCACGUGAACAGCCGCGAUCCUAAGAACCUCUACGGCGUUGUCCGCAUGAUCGAGAAUUUUUCGUUUCGCGGUCAUAUCUGUAUUAGCUAUGAACUCUUAGGCACAAAUUUGUACGAGUACCUAAAAGAAAAAGACUUCUACCCGAUGGCGCUGUCUUUAGUUCGCGGGAUUGCGGCACGCAUGCUUAUCGCGUUGACCUUUCUCGCACGCGAGAACAUUAUGCACUGCGACUUAAAGCCGGAGAACAUUCUGAUACGCGGGUCAGACCCGUCUGUGGUGAAGCUCGUGGACCUCGGCUCUGCAAGCUUUGACGCAAGCUUCGACGCACACAACUCCUUCAUGUACAUCCAGUCCCGGUUCUACCGCGCGCCUGAGGUCAUUCUCGAGCAGAAGUAUACGAAGGCGAUUGACUGGUGGAGCUUUGGGUGCAUUUUGUGCGAACUCGCCAACGGUGACCCUGUCUUUCCAGGCGACGACGAGAAGGACCAGCUAGGAUGUAUCAUGGAGUACUUAGGGCCUCCACCUCAGAGCUUCAUCGAAGCUUCUUCUGCGCGAAGGAAGCGUGAGUUCUUCGACGGGCAUUUGCAGCCGCGAGAACGGCAAACCAAAAAAGGCAGAGUCCGCGUGCCGGGCUCCAAGUCGCUCGCAAAGUUUCUCGGCGUGCGGGAGGACGACGACUUUCUCAGCUUCGUCAUGCAGUUUCUGCAGUGGGACCCGGCUGCCCGCGUCUCUCCGCGCGAUGCGAUGCGGCACAAGUGGAUCCGUGAGGAGUUCGUUUUUCCAACGAACACCGAGGACAAGAGCACUGCUGCGGUAGCUCUCAACGCUGAGGCCUCUUCUUUGGCUGUCGCCCCUGAAUCGAAGGAAGGCGACACGGCUGCGAUGCCAGUGGGAGCGGCGCACGGAAAGCCAGUAUGGCAGGCGAGAGGGGAGGCGACAGCGGGGGUAGCCGCGAUACAUUCCGCCCAGCCGAACACGCGGGCGACACUGGAGCCUGCAGUUCGCGCAAGGCGCUCUGGCCCACUGCCGGGCGGCGACCAUUCUAGUCCCAGCGGGUCUUCUGUUCCACCACUGACUACUUCGAGCGACGGCAGCGCGCCGCGUGCGACGGCCCAGUCAACCGGGGGCGCCCCGCAACGAGCCACGGCGUCGCAUCGGCACAGUCGUCAGGCUGGCCGCGGUCGGCGGCGCCGCUCGACAAAUAUGACGGACGUGGAGAUGCUGGAUGCGACGACUACCCCCUCGAGUCUUAUCAUCACCGCAGAAACUAAAACACAGAAGACGCGCGACUUUUCACUGGCCACAGACGACGGUGGUGCCACCGCGUUGACGGCUGGCGGCACUACUUUGGCCCUUGACGUUCCUCGUGGUGGUGCGAGCGGGCACGAGCCUCCCGCGCUCAAGCGGGGUGUCCUCUCGCCGACGGUGCUGCCGCUGCCUGCGUUUCCGUCCGUCGCCACGACGCAUCAACCAACGCAGCGGACAGCCCCAAGGCGCGAUGCGGACCUUGCCGCGGCUGCGGCGACGGCUCCCAACGAGGAGGUCGGUCACGGUGCCAUCACGGCGGCCGCGUUUCCUUCUGCCAAAUCCAACCCUAACGACGGUCCCACCGCUCCCAGCAAGGCGGACAGGAAUAAUCGUGUGUUGGGGCGGCGGCGCAGCUCCGAAACGACUGGCGCAUCUGCUGCACAUUCAACCGAGAAGGAGCACGUCGAGGGAAACGUGAGGAGCGACGGCAAUGGUGUGCUGCUAUUUGCCAACGUGGCCGGAUUCAACACCGGUAACAAGGACCCGAGUCAUGAAAGUGUAAGCUACUCCGCAAAGCAGCGUUCGACGCAAGAGUUGGUGCCGCCCCUCCCGUUGAAAGACGCACAAGGAAAAGCACCAGCAGCCAGACGAAGAGAGUACUCGUUGGUCAUCGACGGCUCACCUUCGCCACCGCCCUACGAAGGCCAGCCUCCGGCCACGGAGAGGUCGCGUAUUCACACGAAAGAUUACACGAUGCCGUCGGAGUUAGGGCUGGAAGCAGGGAACCGAGGUAUCAGCCUCCUUAACGUAGGCCGCCCUCACGAGCCGGGCUCUUCUUUCAAUUUUCCUGCGAAGCAAUUGAACCACGUCCCUGUAGAUGAGGAGUUGCGCAGCAGCGAAGAAGCGGUCCUGCUUCUCAGCGUGCCAAAGGGGUCGUCAGCUCCCGGCUCUGCUGUCGGUGCUGGGGUAACGACGGCACCGCGACAGACGCGGGAAUCGGCCGCGCCGCCGCGCAGCACGCAACGCAGGAUGUCUUUCACACGUGAUGACGGCACGCGCGACUUAAAAGGGCCACACGAUCCCGAAGGCGCUUCUGGCGCAGUAGCUGAAGGGGCGGGAGGCCGUAAUCCAGCUUUGAACGGAUCUCAGCGGUUGGCACAGCCAAGGCAGGCGCUCGCGCAGCGACAGCGACAAAACAUGGUAGCAGGGCUUAUGGCGAAAAAAGAGCCUCCGUCUUCGACGACGGUGCUGCCUCCUCUAGCGAAGAAUUUUGUCAGGUAG